AAAAGAAGACAGAAGCAAGAAAAAGGAGAGAGAAACGACUUUGUUGUUGUUUUGGUUCAUGCUUUUUCGACGAACAACAAAACCUCUUCUCGAUUCAGAUCAUCCACAACGCAACACUAACUCAACUCCCUUUGCCAAAUCCACGUCAAAUCUCACCGACCCAUUUCCUAUUCACACCCCCUUUUCCUAAUUCCCAAACCUCCCUUUUUCAAUUCAUCUUCAAUCAAUUCUCCGAUCAAUCUCUCUCCAUUUCUCCCCAUUCCCAUUCUCCACACACACUUCUUCUUCUUCCUCCUUUUUUCUUGAUUACAAGAUUCCAACGAUAAUGAACGUAAAAUUUGAUGUGGUAUCAUAGCAACAGCAUGCAGUAACUGAAGCUAAAUAGAUAUAUAUACACAUCAUAUAUACGUGUUCAGUUACAGAUUUGUAACAAUCUAUAAUCAAAUAUGUCGAAUGAAGUUGCAAAAACCAAAAGAGAAGAGAUUGCAGCAUGCAUGACUUGCCCACUUUGUAACAAAUUCUACAAACAAGCUACAACUAUAUCUGAAUGUCUUCACACGUUUUGUAGGAAGUGCAUUUAUGACAAAAUUACUGAUGAAGAUUUGGAAUGCUGUCCAGUGUGCAACACUGAUUUGGGCUGUGUUCCACUUGAGAAACUAAGGCCGGACCACAAUAUGCUAAACAUAAGGUACAUAGUUUUCCCUUCAAAGCGGAAGCGAAGAGAGGUGAAAGAACCUGAAGUUGUCGCUGCCUCAGUAGAGCCGGUACCAUUGCCAGCUAAAAGAAAAGAGAGAUCUCUUUCAUCCUUGGUGGUCAACACACCAAGAGUAUCUGCACAAUCAACCAUGACAGGAAGAAGAACGAAACCUACAAGAAAAGCUAGCAGUAUGCGGUCCUCUAGUUUUUCCAUUGAAAAGUCAAUUAAACAAGAGGAAGAAUUAUUGGACAACCGUCCCGAGAGUUCAAGCUCGCCUGAAACUUCAAAUAAGUUGCGUCAAAAUAAUGGACAGAGUGAGGGCAGUCAAUCCCCACCAAAUAAAGAAGCAGAGAACGGUGCCGAAUCAUGGGAUGCAAAGAUGGAUCUUUGGAAGCCUUUGAAUGAUUUAGUAGAGAUCGCAAGCAGGACUAAAUCUUUCAAGUCUAAUACCCAACGGUCCGAUGCCAAACCAGAACAUGUUCAAGUAAAUGAGAGUGACUCUGUAGUGCAGAAAAUCAAAAAUAAGGAAAAUAAACGCAAGGCAAAAGUUGAGGAUGAAAAGAGUAGCCCUUUUCCAGUUUGUUCGGAUACAGCAAAACCAAAUAAAUUGCGCAGAGUACGCAGGAAAAAGGAACCAUUUGGAGAAUCAGGCAUAUCUCCCCAAGCUGUGGUGGAUUCUACCAGCAAUAAACACUUUAAGAGUAGUCCAAUUUGGUUAUCCUUAGUAGCUACUGAAAAUCAGGAAGGAGAAGCACCCUUGCCGAAUAUUCCUGCAAUCUAUUUGAGAAUAAAGAAUGGAAGCGCGCCUGUCUCAUGUAUCCAAAAAUACCUAUUGCAGAAACUCAAUCUGACCAGUGAAACCGAGAUUGAGAUUAAGUGUAUGGGUCAUCCAGUGCUCCCUACACUUAACCUACAUGAUUUGGUUGAGUUGUGGCUGGAUUCAGCAGCAUCUGCAUCAGACCGAAUUCCAGCAAUUAUCGGGUCCUCGGCAAAGGAUUUUGUCAUGGUCCUCGCUUAUUCUCGGAAGACUCCACACCCUUGAUCAUGGUCUUGUUGCACCAUGGAAGUUGGAACUCUUCAUCAAUGUAUCAUCACAUUUUUAGGCCAAACAAUUUUUUAUAUAGAAAUUCAUCUUUCUCCAUAAAAACAAACCCCUUCUUGCCAUUAUUAGCUUAGAACAUCCUGAUCUGAUUGAUCAUUGUAAUGGUAUAAUGGUCAUUACAUCCUGAUUUUUCUAGACUUCUUUUUAGCUUUUUAAAUUAUCUUGUUAUUGCAAUAAUUUGUAGUGCACAUGUGACUUAGGUAGCUAAAGGCCACCAUAAUGGUCAUAAGAUAUACUUUGUUGGGAAUUUGACAUUUGAAUGAAGAGUUUUUUUUUUUUUUU
Messenger RNA from Trifolium pratense (red clover), 2081 nucleotides. RefSeq names its product E3 ubiquitin protein ligase DRIP2-like. Bases 447 to 1739 code for a protein of 430 amino acids. The transcript has 7 exons. The record is from RefSeq and is a predicted model, not a curated record. Gene Ontology annotation, molecular function: ubiquitin-protein transferase activity. Lineage: Eukaryota; Viridiplantae; Streptophyta; Magnoliopsida; Fabales; Fabaceae.